Molecule: messenger RNA, 2817 nt
Organism: Penicillium bovifimosum
Lineage: Eukaryota; Fungi; Ascomycota; Eurotiomycetes; Eurotiales; Aspergillaceae
Product: mediator of RNA polymerase II transcription subunit 16
Exons: 10
Coding region: 1-2817 (938 amino acids)
Biological process (GO): positive regulation of DNA-templated transcription
Cellular component (GO): mediator complex
Molecular function (GO): protein binding
Source: RefSeq, a predicted model, not a curated record
AUGCCCCUGAUCAUGGAGGACGGGAUCAAUGUGGAUGAUCUCUUUGGAGAACCCAACUCCUUGGAGCUGGGCUUGUCCGCCGCCUCUCCAAUCAAAGGACUCCCACAAUGCUUAGAUGAGAUGCGCCUGUUAGGAUGCUGCCAGAAGAUUGCCUGGUCUCGCAUGGGAUGUAUUGCAGCUAUCUCGUCAGACGGACUCAGGGUGAUGGUUCGACAUCUCCAAUGUCGUCCAUCAGAUGGCAAAUGGAUGCUAGAGGAAGAGUCAGCGUUGACUUUAACCUUGGAGACCCACAGUGAUAAUCAAUUAGCCCAUCUGUCAUGGAACGAGACUGGCUCAGAACUGGCUGUCAUCGACUAUUCGGGUCGCAUAUGCCUCUAUUCAAUAUCCAUUGCAUUAAACAGCAUCUCGGUCUUGCGUCACGCUGAAUUUGACACCAGUGACGACGGCAGCCAGGUUAUUGGAAUGAUGUGGCUGAACUCUUCCCAACGUCAUAAUGUCCAUAUUUUUCACCAAGCAGCCAAAGUGAACGGUAGAUGGGCUUACUCUCCGUUCCGUCGACGCCCUGUCGGGCCAUUCCACCCAGUCAACAAAGGCGCCCUGAUCUGUGUGACCAGAGCCGGACAGAUCAAAAUGUUAUAUCAAAACCCUGAUAGUAAAUGGGCCGAGGCGGCAACUGAGCUGAAGAACACAGGAUACUCGGACAGGUUACUCACGCAUGCGUCCCUGACCGCGACACAAGCCGGAAUUCUUCUCGCAACCUAUUCUGCGUGCCAGAAGAUUUGUCUCUACAAAGUGCACAUCAGUUGGAACCCGCCACAGUGGGAGCCGACACAGGGCAAAAUGCCAGGCCAAUUCCCCGUCCCUACCUUCCAUUUAGUCCACUGCAAGGUGGACAUGCCCAGCAAUAUGAUGGAUGUCAACCCGGGGCCGGACCACCCCGAUCAAUCCUUGCCGUUUUCGAACUCGAUAUACUCACUCACGCGGCUAGAGAUUAUGCCAGGGCAGGUUGAUGGUCCUGCAGGGUCCGGUGCCAACCCUUGGAUCUUGGCGGUGUUAUCGAAGCCUCUCCAUGCCAUACACGACUAUCCAGAGCAGCAAGGUCCAUCGAGUAUAAUUGUCAGGUGGCAUUUAGAUUCUGCGCAGCAGACUUUGCAUCCCAAGUUUGACGAGGUGACGUCAAAAAAGAGCAACGCUCAGGUAAAGCCUAAAAUGGAGCUGCGCCGGUUGGAGGACAUCUACUGUGACAAGUUUAUUGUCUCGGUCGAUGUGGUGGAGCAUGGGGCAGUUUUGGCUCUCACUCAUGACGAUAGUUCAAUAACAUGUUAUGACACUCGGACGAUGAGCAUUCUGCCAGGAGUUGACGAUUCAAGCACAGUGACUAGUCUGGCCCAAGUUGGGUUCCAGUACCCACCCGAACCGUCAGGUCUUCAUAUUGCUUUCUCCCCCAACUCUUGCAUUGCUGCCGUUCUGGAUAGUGACGGGCAAAUGCAAUUGAGGGCGAUGGAACAUUCAUUCGGGUCCACAGAGGGUCUCUAUGAUGAGAGUAACUUCUCUGUCGCCAUUGCGGCCUUAACAUUGGCGUUCAGUCGAGGGUCUGGCGCCGAAUCCAAUACAGAUGACAUCCUCAUGGUUGCUCUUCGGCUAUUAACACCAGAGGCUCGAAUCACAUUCAUCAGCGAGGUGUAUCGCGCGUUGCCGGUGAAUUGCAAUUUCACCGUCGAACAAGACAAACUCAUGAGCAAUCCAUACAUACCACGUUGUCUCAGCUUACAAUCUGGCUUGGGCUUCGGGGGCAGGUUCAAGCCUCGUAGCCUAUCAUCGGCUGUGCCAUACGCGAUUAUCCAACUCCGACAUUCCUCUGUUCUAUUUGCAUAUUUCUUCCAAUACAAUAAAGGAGGACAAUCCGACGCUCAUGAUCCAGCUGUUCUACGCAUGGUGUUGGGCAACACCAAAUGGACACUGGACUUCUCUCACUUCCUUCUGAACGAAAUCUUCGAUAUGGCCGACGAGUUCCAAGGUAUCUUGAACGACCCAGAGGCAUUCGCCCAGAAGUUGAAGAACACAACCUCCCUCCCCCUCCUAAUUCUCCUCUCAAGCAUGUCCCGAGCCUUCCUCCGCUUCAUCUGUCGCGGUCUCCGCGGCGUCCACGCCGGCUUCGCAACCACAAACCCCGCCUCAUUACUGGGCGACUCCAGAAUCUACUACACAGAGAUCUGCCAAGCAUUAGAAUCAUCACCUGUCCGCAUCGACGUAUACGAGAAAUUCCUAGCCGGAGUCGACUCAGCAGUGAAGCACGCAUACCAAGGCGCCGGCUUCGGCGACGCCGAACGACCCGGUCCUGAAAAGGAACUACUAGUCAACGCGCGCAUCCCAUCCGUUCUCAUCACGGCCGUCGCCACGCUCUUCGGACAGACAGUCCCGGCGCUCAGAUCGGAAAUCAAUCGCAUGGCGAUUUACCUUGGGGACUAUAGCUGGCUUGGCUUUGGGAAUGACCGCCGCACGGCAAUGUACCGCAGACAGCGCGAGGUCGAUAUCGUCAAGAAAUGUCCGCUGCGUCCGCCGUUGCCGUUGGGGAACGAUGGUCGUGUGGCGCCGUCGAAAAAGCGGAGAUGUGCGCGCUGCUGUGAGGUCUCGGGUGAUACGAGUCUGCCCCGGUCGAUGUUGUCGUUCAAGAUGAUUGCUAAGCUGGGCUUGUUACGGUCUUGUAUUUGUGGGGGGAUGUGGGUUCUGGAGACGGAUACUGGGGAGCUUGGAACCGGAAGCGCCGGUGUAGGCGGCAAUGGUCCUGGGCAUGGCAUUGGGAUCAACCAGGCCUAG